UGGACAGUACCGGCAAGUCUCCAGUGGGAAAACGCUAAGUUUAUUAAUCGCGGUCCCAUCCCAGUCGUGUUCCCAGAACACACAUUUAUUGCGUGCAUGCGCCGUGAAUUCUGCAUCGCGUAUCGAUCUGUGACAACUUUCAAGCGUCGUUCUCGGACACCUUCUCAGUUUUUGCACUUUUCCCCUCCGUUACAGAGCUUCAAUUCCUCAUAAGCGCUUUAGAUCACAAUGGCUACAGCAACUGGCAUUUUUCUGCUGUCUCUGACUGCGAUUCCCGUGAGUUACACGCUGAACACGGUGCAGACAUUCUCCCAAGACCACCGGGCGGUGUUUGCCGUAGCCUGCCUGGUUAUACCGCUAGUUGUGUUCCUGGCGUAUCUCAUCAGCCGCAGGGCAAAGCCCAGAGAUUGGUUCUUCUAUGUGUUUUCAUUGUUUGCAUGGACUAGUGUGAUCGAUAUCAUACUCGCCCUGUCUGCUGAUGGAAUCAUCGCCAACUUCAUUGACUUCUACCUAAAGGAGGGUGAGCCCUACCUGAACACAGCUUAUGGCAUGAUGAUCAACUAUUGGGAUGGUACCGGUCAUUACUUCAUGUACAUCAUGAUGAUAACUGCUAUAGCCUGGAAUGAAAAUUAUCGUGAGGUUGGUCUCUACUGGGUGGGGUCCAUCAUGAAUAGCAUUAUUGUCUUCAUGCCAGGUAACAUCUUGGGCAAGUUUGGUUCUGAGGUCAGAUCGUCGUACUUCCUGAAUAUACCCUAUGUCUUCCUACCAGUGUAUGCUGGGUACCGGUUUCUACAUGAGAGAAAACCAACAAAGGGGUCUGUCAAACCAAGCAGUAUCUUAUCUCGACCUGUGGAUCUUGUCUUUGUAGUCUACCUCAUCGGGGCAACUUUAUUAGCCUUCGUCCGCUUCUUGGCUGCGUUAGAUAGCCCCUUCCCCUUUGCACAGAUGUACCUGAAGGAUUACGAGCCCUACCUACACGAUCCAGUGUCCUACCCCAAACUACAGAUGCUGACAUUCUGGUUUUACUAUGUUCCAUACUAUGCUGCCACCAUCUGGGCCCUGCUUUAUCCUGGGGCAUCCUGGGUGUCAGACUGGGCAAUAAUACAUGCAGGUGCAUCUGCGCAGGCUCAGGUUUCUCACAUUGGUGGUUCCCUUCACUCCAACACUCCCUACAUCUACCGGGUCCCUGCAGAGGGGCGGACAGUCUUCCUGAUCAUAAAUGUGACACUAUUGGUUGUUCCACAGCUGUUGGCAUGGCGAUGCUACUCAGUAGCCACUGGAAAAGCCUCAGACAGCAAAGAUGAUUAGCAUGAGCAGUUUGAUGCUCAUGAGUGUGUUUAUGAAACGACAGAAUGUGGAAUAAUGAUUGAUUUUUUGUGUAAAUCUUGAUGUAUUCCGAUUUUUAGAGUGAUCUUUAAAGCAUAUUUUCUAAUUUCAAAUUGAGAUGUUUGUACUUGAAAAGCUCUUUGUCGGGCUUGGUUUAUACUGAACCAUUAGUUUUUAAGAUUGAUUUCUGUGUUUUUGUUCACAGGAGUUAUAAUCCUCCAAAGAAUAUUGAUUGUCCAGAAAAAAUGUUGAUGUAUUCUUAACAUUAUUCAAUUAUCAUAAGAAUCACUCUGAACCAAAUCAAAAAUUAAAGAUAACACUUAUGCAUUACCUAUUUUGACUGUAGGGCCUGAAUAUUUGUGAGAUAGUUGAAAUUGUGCUUUCAUUACAGCAAAUUACGCAGUUCCUGACUAAAUCCCUGUCAUUUGAUUGGAGGUCGCCAAGCACAUGGCAUUUAUUUACUCGGUAUAUUCAAUAGUACAUCUGUUAAGUGUACGUAUUAAAUAUACCAUUGCGUUGCCUGCAUGUUGUAGGCUCAGAUAUGGCUCUUCGCACAGGCAAAGAACACUGCACCAUGUGAUGUGCUGGUAAGGGACAGUUGCAGCUCUUCACAGACGAAAUUUCAGUCACAGAUCAGAAUGCAAACACUCUGUGUUGCACCAAGCUGAGAAAGUAAAAUGUCAACUUGUGAUUCAAGGAUGUAGUCAGGCAUUGCAUAAGACAUUAGGAAUGUUUUACAUUCGUGGAAUGGGAAGAAUUUCAUUUGGUUUCAUCUUGUGGAAUGGAACAUUCAAUUUGACACCUCAAGAAACUGUGUAAUUUGAAUAAUAUCUCUCUGUUUUAGUUGAAUAGUCAUAAAAUUUAAAACCCAGCUCACAGGAGGGUCCAAUUUCAAAGAGCUGUUUAACAGUUAGAAGAAAAGUCGUGCUUACUGUAGUAGGUAAAUUUGUUAACUGUAAGCACUAUUUCAUGGCAGUUUUGACCUGGUUGUGGUUAUGAUUGCAUGUGCAUCAGUGCUGCAUUUGAGUCCACCACAAGUCCCUGUAAGUUCAUCACAAGUCAUUUAGUCUUAAGCAAGUUCACAAGCCAUUCAAAUGAGCUGUGACAAAAGCAUUGUGUUGUUAUUGUUCACCCUUUUACUUAUGGCUGGCCUUGUGAAAGGACUUGAGAACGGACUUGUGAUGGACUCAAAUACAACACUGAUGUGCAUAGAGAUUUCCAUUUUUGCCUCCAAGGAGCUGUGCUUUCUGCUUAUGACUUCCAUGAAAUAUUUGGAGCCCUUGUUAGUGUAAAAUCAUAUGCUUUAGCAAGUUAGCAGCACCAUGAACUUGACCCUGCUCACAUUAUGUCAUCAAAUAUGGUGUCUGUCUCUUCCAGUUCUGGGCCAAUUUACAUAAUAUCUUCUAAAAACUCAAAUGUUAUUUGAAUAAGUUGAAAUAAUGACUCUUCUCUCAGAUCAAAGCAUGGGUUGAUGAUGAUUUGUAUUAAAAUAAGUGAAAAUUUAGAGUUUCCAGCUGAAUUUAUUUAUAAGUUAUAUUCUAAAAUCCAUCAUUUUUAAUUGUUGCAUGAGUUAAUGUAGCCACACGAUUUACCUCUAAAUUUAUGAGAAUUUUGUCAAAUGAUUUACACCAGUGGAAAAAAGAGCUUUGACACAAGAUGCUGCAUUUUGUUUGAAAUAGUUUCUCUGAAACUUUCUGGUGUGUCUAGUUCUCUUUUCAAUUAAAGUUUGAGUGACUAUGAAAUGGCCACCACUCGUUCAGUACAGCAUUUGCUUAGGCUGUGUCCGAAGCACUUGGCUGUUGCUUGACGUUAUAGACAAAGUUUAGGAUGGUGUCUGCAGCCGGUACUCAUAGAGUGGUGUGUAAGUUUAAGCCACAGCUAAUUAAUUUGGACAUGACCUUACUCGAGGUCAGAAAUACGUAGGACCUCUUCUGUCAAAGCUUGGCUUCAAGUCUGACUGUGGCCGAGCAGUUGUUUAUGGGCCUUGCAUGUUUGGACCAAAUGAAAAGUCUUCCAUCUAUGGGUUGCUUAUGUUCCCUAGCAACUCUCUUAUGCUUACUGUGCUAGUAAAAAAAUGUGCUCCCUAAAAAAGGGAAAAGAGGAGAGAAAAGAGGAGAGAAAAAGAGUGGUGUUUGUUUUUAACUAAAAGCCAUUGUUUCUGGGUGGUGACACAUUGCCAAUAUUAAAUCUUUUAAUAUUUUCAGGAGUUAUAUAAGGAAUUUUAACUUUUAAACAAAAUUGUGUGGAAUAUUUUACUCUUUUUCAGGCAAACAGUGGACACAGAAAUUUUCCAGGAUUUCAAAAGUGUGCUAAUAUGUUUCCCAUAGUCUUUUGACAUGGGUUACCACAUUUACAUUACUAAUGAAUAAAACAUUUUAUCAUGACA
Messenger RNA from Acanthaster planci (crown-of-thorns starfish), 3712 nucleotides. Its product is annotated as transmembrane 6 superfamily member 1-like. NCBI's taxonomy places the organism in Eukaryota, Metazoa, Echinodermata, Asteroidea, Valvatida, Acanthasteridae. The record is from RefSeq and is a predicted model, not a curated record.